GCAUCAGCAGCUCACCGAGCAUAUGGCCUCGUGACGUCUUGGAGCAUCUCUCACCGUCGUCGAUAAGACCCUCCAUGCCCCAACUAACCAACCACAGCCAGCCGCCUGCUAUCAGCUGCUUUGACAUGUCCAUGUCCAUAUCCAUGUCUUUCGGUUGCGAUUCUCUCUACCCGAUCAACUCCAUCUAUCGUGUUCGGACAUGUUCCAGGAAAAGGCAGGCCGUUGCGGAUGUGUUGCCGAUGAUCACAUGUGCAUGCCGGCAAGAGACCUUAGUCUCUCCGAUCGAGAGCCAACUCGCUACGCCGCCACCGACUAUUUUCGUCUGUAAGACUCCCGAUAACAGUGCCUUCACAUUGCUUUACAUAAAAGUUUCCUUUUGCCCAAAGGACGUGCCCAGGACGCGAGUAGCGAAAAGGAAUAAGGUGCUAAUCUCGACAAACAAGUCUCGGCAGCGACGCCGAAUGGGGAAUAAGGCCCGCGACAGGUAUCCUCAUGCCGUCGAAGCUUUCUUGACUGCAGAAUCCCAUGUGAAAUAGGAUUUAUGCGGUCAAGAUUUGACUAGCAUCUAGUUAAAGUUCCGUGAGUCCUAGUAGUCUUGCGCUGGCUGCAACUUUCGUGCAAGAGAAAACAAAUUGCGCACUUGGGCGAUAAGCUGGCGACGACAAAGGAC
Trichoderma harzianum CBS 226.95 is the source of this 670-nucleotide messenger RNA. RefSeq lists its product as hypothetical. NCBI's taxonomy places the organism in Eukaryota, Fungi, Ascomycota, Sordariomycetes, Hypocreales, Hypocreaceae. Bases 75 to 536 code for a protein of 153 amino acids. The record is from RefSeq and is a predicted model, not a curated record. The transcript has a single exon.